AUUCAUUAGCAUGGAUGCAGCGGAUCAGGACGACAAUGACCAACAUCCAGACUUUCGUACCCUUCUGAGCGGCUCCAAAGGAGGCAAGGAUGCUUCAUCUUCACAAGCUCUACCAAGUAAGCAAGGCAAAGAGUCCCAGAACCCAGCUUUACUUGAAGAGAAACUUGACGCCUACUUUCAAGUUCUUUCUGAAGAGCGUCAUGCUGCUGAACGGACAUUUUCCUGUGCUGUCUACGACCCGGGGCUUGGUUUGUUCAGGUUGACAGUAAAUAGAGGGACGCAUUUUGUGAGCAUGGGACAUACUCUACAUGGGCAAAUCUAUCUCUAUCCAGAAGAGGCACUUUAUCUUGUCGAUCGUGGAUCAUUCUUGGUUGACUAUCAUGGCAAUAAUAUGACUGUGCAGCAGAUGUGGAAUGUCUAUCUCUCACAGGCUCAAGCUCAAGCUCAAGCUCAACAGACUGUUUCAGGGAAAGAGCGCAAGAACAAUGCCUCAAUAGCAAUGGAUAGAUACAUCACAUAUGCAUAUCUUAAGCGACUGGGCUUUAUUGUCAUUAGACCUGGGACCUAUGAUAGCCAUGUACGUGGAUCUGGAGCUCAGGAUAAGCUAAAAUCACAAAGCCAAGCGCUCAUAAGGCCCUGGACAAGCGUUUUGAAAUGGUGGUCAUUAUUCUGGAACUAUUUUACUGCAUCAUGGAGAGGAGCAAUAACAAGCAUUGUCGGGCUAGGGCUGAGAUUGGGAUCCAUCCCAACUAUCUGGAAUAGUCCCUCUAGCCGACCUCUUGUUGCUCACAACGAUCAGCUGUCUUACAAUCAGAUUUUACAGAAACUACAGAUUAUACCCACGAUGCGCCUUGUCCAACAGACACCUACUUCUGAUCCUGCUCUUGAUCCUGCUCGUGCUCCAGCUUCUGCUCCUACUCAUUCAGAAAAACGGACUCAUUCCACAGUCAGUGGUAACCAAGACACCAUAGAUAUCAAUGGAAAUCAUAGAAUUGAUUUUGAUGUUUACAAACCUGCGGGUACUUUUAAGAAGCGACAACCAGGUAUUCCAGAUUAUCGAGUUGUCGUUGUCCACGCUGAUGCUUCCUUGCCUUCUCUUGAUGAACUAAAGGGUAUGAUGAGUGGUCAACCAGAUCCAGCGCAGGAAGAGGUCAUAUCUCGAGAUGUUUUGGCGAGCAAUACUGCUAUCGUUACAUCUACUACUACAACACCUACUACCACUACUGCAGCUACUCCCGCUACCACUUCCACUACUCUUACUCCUGCUACUACUCCUGCUACUACUCUCGCUACUACCACCACCACUACACCUACAACAGUAGCUACUGCUACUACCACCACCACCACCACUACUACUACUACUACUGGAUCCAAAUCUGAUAAAGAAAAAAAGAAGAAAAUCGCACCAGAAUGGCCCAAAGUUCUGUUUGCAGUUGUUGAUGGUGGUCAGGUCUCUUUUAUUAACAUGUUUAAUAUCAGAACUGCUCCAUAAUAAUAAACAAACUACUUGGAG
Lobosporangium transversale is the source of this 1513-nucleotide messenger RNA. RefSeq lists its product as hypothetical. Gene Ontology annotation, cellular component: tRNA-intron endonuclease complex. Lineage: Eukaryota; Fungi; Mortierellomycota; Mortierellomycetes; Mortierellales; Mortierellaceae. The transcript has 4 exons. Bases 11 to 1492 code for a protein of 493 amino acids. The record is from RefSeq and is a predicted model, not a curated record. Gene Ontology annotation, biological process: tRNA-type intron splice site recognition and cleavage.